CGCCGGAGCUUGUGCUUCCGGACCGGGCGGGGAGAGGGCAAGAGCAGGUUCCGCUUCUCCCAGGGCCGAUGCAGGCGGCGGAGCUUCCGCUGCGUCCGGGGAAAAAAUGAAUUAUAUGCCGGGCACGGCUAGCCUCAUCCAAGAUAUCGACAAGAAACACUUGGUCCUCCUUAGAGAUGGCAGAACACUGAUUGGAUAUUUACGCAGCAUUGAUCAGUUUGCAAAUCUGGUUUUGCACCAAACAGUGGAGCGCAUUCAUGUGGGCAAAAAGUAUGGUGACAUCCCUCGUGGCAUCUUCGUAGUCAGAGGCGAGAAUGUUGUGCUCCUGGGAGAAAUUGACCUGGAAAAGGAAAGUGAUACCCCUUUGCAGCAAGUCUCGAUAGAGGAAAUCUUGGAAGUUCAACGGGUAGAGCAGCAAACGAAGCAAGAAUCAGACAAGUUAAAAAUGCAAGCGCUGAAGGAGCGAGGCCUGUCCGUUCCAAGGGCUGAUACAUUAGACGAAUACUAAGUAUUUACCUGAACUGUCUCCCAAAGAUUGAGGAGACUGUGUACUGAAGUGCCCAAGAAAUGGACAACUAUUUUUUUUAUUAUUAUUUCAGAUUCCUUCCCCAGUCCAGAAAACGGUUGGAUCACCAUGAUGUAAACCGUAGUUCUUCCCAUUUCACGAAAAAUCAUUUUUGAAGAUUAAAUAUAAUCCAGCAUGAUGAAGCAGCUGUAAAAGAGAAGGCUGGUUUAGGACAUUUUGUUUAUAAUUUUUUUAAAUACAGGAAUGAUUUCUGGAAGAAGUGGGGAAAUAACACCCUAUAGCCUGUAAAUAAAAGGUGAUUCUAAGCACUGCUGUAAGCCAAGGUGAAAGCACUACUGAGAAUUUGUCUUUUUUGGUCAGGGCACUUUUCUAGGGGGACAGAGAAGUGACAAAAAAACAUUUUUGUCUUCUGAACUGGGCUGAUGGAGACUUUAAAACCCUCAAAUAGGAGGGGGAAGGUUUGACAGGAGCAUCUGAGUUCUUGUUUGUGAAAAGUUCUUAAUGGCCUCUGAGCUCGAUUGUUUGCUUGCAGAUGUUUCAGUAUAGAACCAGGUAACAUCAUCGAUGAAGAUGUAACAUCUGCAAGCAAACAACCAAGCUUAGGUAGCACCAAGAAUUCCUGAGCUACAGAUAUUCUCUUCUAUUUGCUUUUAUCUGUAAGAUUGCAGAAUGAGAAUUGGAAGAGACCUUGGAGGUCUUCUAGUCCAAUCUCUGCUCAGGCAGGAAACCCUGUACCAUUUCAGACAAAUGGUUGUCCAGUGUCUUCUUAAAAGCCUCCAGUGAUGGAGCACCCACA
Notechis scutatus (mainland tiger snake) is the source of this 1322-nucleotide messenger RNA. RefSeq names its product LSM1 homolog, mRNA degradation associated (gene LSM1). Gene Ontology annotation, molecular function: mRNA binding. Gene Ontology annotation, biological process: deadenylation-dependent decapping of nuclear-transcribed mRNA. Lineage: Eukaryota; Metazoa; Chordata; Lepidosauria; Squamata; Elapidae. Gene Ontology annotation, cellular component: Lsm1-7-Pat1 complex; P-body. The record is from RefSeq and is a predicted model, not a curated record.